This is a messenger RNA of Dendrobium catenatum, 537 nucleotides long. RefSeq lists its product as uncharacterized. The record is from RefSeq and is a predicted model, not a curated record. The transcript has a single exon. NCBI's taxonomy places the organism in Eukaryota, Viridiplantae, Streptophyta, Magnoliopsida, Asparagales, Orchidaceae. The coding region runs from base 1 to 537 and encodes 178 amino acids.
AUGGUAUUUAAGCAGCACCUCAGGAAGUUUGUCCUGGUCUUUUUUUAUGACAUUCUGGUGUACAGCAAGACUCUGGAGGAGCAUCUAGAACAUUUGAGGGUGGUCUUAGAAGUACUGUAUGAGCAUCAGCUAAGAGCCAACCUGAAGAAAUGCAGCUUUGCUCAGUCCAGCGUGGAGUACUUAGGACAUGUGUUAUCCCAACAUGGAGUGGCGGCAGACCAAACCAAAAUUGAUGCAAUGCAGAAAUGGCCACUGCCUAGGAACAUAAGGGAGUUGAGAGGUUUCCUAGGAUGGAUUAGUUAUUACAGGAAGUUCGUGAAGGGGCACGGCACCAUUGCGUGGCCUUUGACUGAGCAGUUGAAGAAAGACAACUUUUCCUGGGGAGAUGAAGCGACCCAAGCCUUCGAGAGGUUAAAGAAAGCCAUGACCAUUGUUCUUGUUCUAGCUCUUCCAGACUUUAACCAGGCCUUUGUAGUAGAGACGGAUGCAUCAGGAUAUGAGUUGGGGGCAGUGUUGAUGCAAAUCACAAGCCUAUAA